AGUCAUAUCUGUUGAGAGAAGGGACAGGACAGAGGGAGACAGAAGUCUGAUCUUGAGUUAUCCAAAAGGGGCAGAAAGCACAGAAGAGGAGGACCUGAUCCAGGCUAGGAUUUAGGACUUGCAUGGAUUUUUAUUUGACACCUCAGGCUAAACGGUAGUCUUAAAGAGUGUCUUAAAGAGAACAGAUGUGAGGCGUGUUUGCUGUAUGAAGCAGGUUUAGCUGCCGUCUGCUGUGGUGUAUUUGUCUGCUUGUGUGUGUGUGUGUGUGUGUGUGUGUAUGUGUGUGUAGAUGUGUGUCUCUGAAGGCAAAGCUCUUUGACAGCAGCACAAACCCGGUAUAACACAGUGGUGUGCCUCUCCCUCCCACAAUACUUGACUCUAAACCUCACAAGCCGGCGAGUCAUAUGAUGUUAAACCCAGCAGGGGUUUGGUUCCAUUUUGAGCAACAGCCAAGAGUGUGACAUACUUCAGGACUUCAUCUUGAUGCGACCAUAAAAAUUGUCAUCUUUCAUGCAUCGCCGGACGUUUUAUAGCAAUGCAGCAUUUUUGUGGCACAACAUUUUUCACCAAAGCCCUCAAAAAUCCAGACCACUGAACUGACUGACUCACUAAUGGAGGAGGAAAACUUGUGCUCCUCUCUCACUGAAACCAGAGAUCCAGUCCUUCAUCAGCCUCAGCAAACCUCCACAGACCACCGGUACCUCAAUGGAGACCAGGAGGCUGUUGUGUGGGGCAACACAGAGGUGCAGAUAAACCAGGCACAAGGCUCAGAACUACUGUCCCCCAAAAGAGACCAUGAGACUCUUGAGGAGACGGAGCAGUGGAAGGAAAUAAUAUGGCCAAUACACCCCAUGAGCUGUACCGCUGCUCCUCUGUUUUGCGCCACAGUGCAGUGGGACAUGCCUGAUCCUUCCACAGAGACGCCUUCACUUAUGACUGACAGCUUCUUGGCCAAUGAGACGGCCUGUGAUGGCACCAUGACAUAUUUAGGCACCAGUUCUCUCUCACUUCAUUCUCAAGAUGCUAACACUGAGCAGCUUUUCAUACAGGGGGAGAGAGAGGAACAAGAUGGAUUUGAUUCACGGCUGCUGUUGUACUCAGAACUUGAAUGUACAGGAAACGACUCAGAGCCAUGUGACACUGUAGAUGUGCAAGAGCGAGCAACACAGGAAGAGGAAGAUUCAACAAACAGGCUGUUAGACAGUAAUACUGAAUCCUCACACAGUACGGAUGUUGAAGAAGACGAGGCGCAUGCAGUUAAACCAGAUGCUGUUGACACUGUGGACUUGACUUGUACUCCAGUUGAGACUGAAAGCACUGGGACAGGGUUGGACAUCAUCGCAGCUUUAAGGCCAGAAGAGGAAGAAGAGGAGCCUGAUGUUUUGCUGAGUGGACAGGCUGAGUCAGAGGAAGAGCAGACUUUAGCAAAUGGUGAUGACAUUGAAGAAGAGAACAAGGAAGGAAAUGAAGUAGAAGAGGAGCAGAUUGUGUCAGAAGAAAUCGAAGAGGCCGAUUUUACUGUUUGUCAGAGUGACACGGAGGUUCCUGCAGAGUCAAUCACUGAUGAAACUGGACUAACAAUAAAUCCAAUUCCUGUGGAGUCUUUGAAGGAUAGCCAGCACCUAAGAAACGAGACUGAAGAGGCUACGGAUAUUCCUCAGCAGCUAUAUGAAGAUCCCACAGAGGAGCCAGAAAUGUGUGAGGAUAUGAUUCAGGAUGUGGACCCUGAACAGUCCCAUACAGUGGAACAAACAGACAGUGAUGAAGAACCAAUGCAGGCAGCAGAAGACACUGAGAUGCCAGAGCUAACUAAAAAACAUGAGCAGAAAGUGUGUUUAGAAGAAGGCAGUGCUCAAAUGAUUGUGACCUCACAGUACACAGAGGCAUCACCACAGUUUGAACACUUUGAGUCCUACCAGGUCCAAGCAGAAGUGGAAUCACAAGACUCUAAGGGGCCAGAACAGGAAAUGACAGAACAGUCCACUCAACCUGAAGCUGAAGAGUCUGACGUGGUAGAACAGCAAGAACAGAUGGGACCAUCAGAGGUAGAUGAGCAGUCACUGCUAACAGCCAACCCUCAGGCAACUCUCUCUGAGCAGUCUGGAAAAGACCCUGAAAAGAUAGAUGAGUCAGAAAUAACAGAGCAGCUCCCUCCUGAAACUGUGGACACACAGCCAGCUGUAGAGGAUGGAUCACUUCAGGAGGGAACACAGGAGGUUUCAGAUGAGAGUGAACAGGCAGGUUACAGAUCUGGACAAACAGAUGUGGCAAAUGAAGAGCAAACCAUCCCCCUAGAGAUGGCAAUCCCACACAUAAAUGGAGCAGAUGUGGACAGAGAAAAGGCCUGUCGCCUGGCUGAGAGGCUUUUUAAGCUGGAUGACGUCCAACGUGUGGAUGUGGUGAAGCACUUAGACAAAGAUAAUAACUUCAGUCGUGCUGUUGGGGAGGAAUACUUGAAAUUCUUUGACUUCACUGGGCAAACUCUGGAUCAUGCCCUGAGGUCUUUUCUGAAAGUGGUAGUACUGAUAGGAGAGACUCAGGAGAGAGAGCGAGUGCUGCAGCAUUUCUCCUGCCGCUUCCACGAGUGCAACCCAGACACUUUCUGCUCUUCAGGUGCUGUGCUAGCGCUUACAUGUGCUCUGAUGCUUCUCAACACUGACUUGCAUGGACAGCAUGUUGGAAAAUCCAUGUCUUCUUCUAAGUUUGUGUCCAACCUUGAUGGCAUGAAUGACGGUGAAAACUUCAGCAAGGAUCUCCUCAAAAGUCUUUACAACUCCAUAAAGAGCGAGCCACUGGAGUGGGCUGUGGAUGAGGAGGAGUUGAAGGGCUCUGUGCUGUUGGACGAUGAUGCAGGAGAAGAUGCACCACUGCGCUCAAAAGCCAACCCCUUCCUGGAUGUUCCACAUGACAAAGAGGCCUCGGUUAUCAAAGAGGGAUUCCUCCAGAGAAAACUUCAUGCUGACAUCGAUGGCAAACGCACUCCAUGGGGUAAGAGAGGUUGGAAGAUAUUUAACGGAGUGUUGCGUGGAAUGGUGCUUUACUUACAGAAGGAUGAUUACAGGAAGGAGCAGCAGAUUAAUGAGGAGGUGGUGAGUGUACAUCACUCUCUGGCAGAGCAGGCAGCCGAUUACACCAAGAAGCCACAUGUUUUCCGUCUGCAGACUGCUGACUGGAGGGUAUUCCUAUUCCAGGCCUCAUCCAAAGCGGAGAUGCUUUCGUGGAUUAACCGCAUCAACCUGGCUUCAGCUCUUCACUCGUCACCUCCGUUCCCUGCUGCUGUCGGCUCCCAGAGGAGGUUCUGCAGACCCAUCCUCCCAGCAUCGCAGUCCGCUCACACUCUGGACCGUCAGCUGCAGUUUCACACACGGAUGCUGGAGUCUUUCAGGGCUGACUUAUCGCACCUGCAUCAAAAUCCACCAGAGGGCAGAAAAGUCAAAGCCAAGGAGCUGGAAGAGCAUCGUGUCAGAGCCGAGUACCUACAGCAUGAGAUGUGCCGUUACGAGAUCUACAUUCAGGUGCUGGAGGCUUGGGGGAGCGUAAAGAAUGAUGACGACGGUCUGCUCAGCAGCACAGACCUCAACCUGUUCGACAAAAGCAUGUGUGUGGACUCUGAAGGGGAGGAAGCAGAAGAGGAAGGCGGCCUGAAGAAGUCCCACUCCAGCCCGUCUCUGGAGCUGGAGUUGGCUCCUCCGCCUACAAUCAAAGUCAAACGCAACAUCUCUGAACGACGGACUUAUCGCAGACCCAUCAUUCCCAGAUGGAAUAAAGAGGCUUGACAAGAGGUUUCCUUAGUGACAACUGAACCGGUUUAUGGAAACAUGAGCUGAAAGAAGAUUAGUCUUAAGUAAGUGAGCAAAGAAACACCAAAGUUACAUCACAAAUAUGUUUUAAUUUGUUUUUGAGUUAGAUUUUUGUCUUUGGCACUUUUAUUAGAAAAAACCUCAGGGAAUUUGGUACCAUUAAGCUCUGAGAUUAUGAGAGAAUCUGGCUCACUUUCUGAGGAACUUAAAUGUCUGCGUGUAACUUAUUUUAUUUCACAGUUGCUCUUGGAAUAGGAUAGUCUUCUUUUUAGUAUUUGACAAAAACUGUGCCUUUAACUUGUAAACCACUAGGGGGUGCUGUAAUACAGGACAUCUGAGUGAACAUUAGAAGAGAAGAUGUGCUGUCUGGUUCUUUUAAACAUUUUAAAAUCACCCCUAAUUGCACUUUUUAAAAGUGAUAUGUUAGUUGACAUUGAUGUUAAUUUGUGCCAGUGAAUAUUCUGUUUUUAUGUUUAUAUGAAGGGUUCAUUUCCCAAAUCUUACUGUACCUAUGUUGUCUUUUUGCAAAAAAUAAAACAUUGCCUGUGCAUUGUUUGUGUCUAUAAAGACUUGUACAUAUGCAUAUAC
Sphaeramia orbicularis (orbiculate cardinalfish) is the source of this 4388-nucleotide messenger RNA. Its product is annotated as PH and SEC7 domain-containing protein 1. The record is from RefSeq and is a predicted model, not a curated record. Bases 612 to 3776 code for a protein of 1054 amino acids. NCBI's taxonomy places the organism in Eukaryota, Metazoa, Chordata, Actinopteri, Kurtiformes, Apogonidae. Gene Ontology annotation, biological process: regulation of ARF protein signal transduction. Gene Ontology annotation, molecular function: protein binding; phospholipid binding; guanyl-nucleotide exchange factor activity. The transcript is spliced from 16 exons.